AUCGAAGUUUGUUUGGCGCGCAGAGUGUGAGUUUCCCAACAACUUCUUCAACGAUCCUAUCCUAUAAUCCAACAAACGCGAACCAUCGUGGUUUAGUUUUUCUUGUGCGGUUCUAUAUUAUUUAGCAAAUAUUCAAUCAGCGAAAUGAAUUCAAAGCGCAAACCGUUCCAAAAACCUGAGGAUUCAUCCGGGUCCAACAAGAAAUGGAGAGGGGCUGACGAGGAUGAGGAUGAAUUCGACCAGCCGGAUUUCGAAUCUGAGCUGGCCGCAUUGGAAGAGGCUGGUGGUGCCGAGAGUGCCUUAAUAGGUCAGGGACCGGAAGCAGAAAACACCUGCGCCAGAUGGAGUAGACCGCAACCGCGGGAGUAUCAUCCGGGAGAGGAUAAAUUGGUGUUCCAGCAGAUAGACAUCGACCACUAUGUGGGCAAACCGUUGCCAGGAAUGCCUGGUGCUCAGAUUGAACCGGUUCCGGUAAUGCGGAUGUUCGGCAUAACGGAGGAAGGCAAUUCGGUUUGCGCGCACGUCCAUGGUUUUGCACCGUACCUGUACGUGGCCGCUCCUCGGGGAUUCGACAGAUCGCAUCUGUGCGAAUUCCGGAAGGCGUUGGACAAGUCGGUGAUGAACGAUAUGCGCUCGAACAAGGAGAACGUCCAGGAGGCAGUGCUGGAUGUUGAGCUAGUUGAGCGGCAGUCCAUUCUGGGUUACAAUGGGGAGGACAAGUUUACGUUCAUCAAGGUGACGGUUGCUCUUCCGAGACUGUUGGCCGCCGUGAAGCGACUGAUGGAGAAGGAACAGAUGAUGCCCAAUUUCGAUUUCAUGGAUUGCAGGGUCUACGAGAGUAACAUUGACUUUGACAUUCGUUUCAUGGUGGACACUGGUGUGGUGGGAUGCAGUUGGAUUGAGCUUCCGGCUGGGACGUGGACGAUUAGGAAGAAAGGAAAGAGUCCGUUUCCGGAGACCCGGUGUCAGAUUGAAGUUGAUGUAGCUUACAAUGCUUUUAUUGCUCAUGAACCGGAAGGCGAGUGGAGCAAAGUGGCACCAUUUAGGAUUCUAAGUUUUGAUAUUGAAUGCGCUGGAAGGAAAGGCAUCUUUCCAGAGCCGCAGCAUGAUCCGGUGAUCCAAAUUGCUAACAUGGUGAUCCGACAGGGAGAUCAGGAACCGUUCUUAAGGAAUGUGUUUACGCUGAAUACUUGUGCUCCGAUCGUAGGGUCUCAAGUUUUGAGCUACAAGACGGAGCAGGAACUAUUGGAUAAGUGGGCUAGUUUUGUACGAGAAUUGGAUCCGGAUAUCUUGACUGGAUAUAACAUCAAUAACUUUGAUAUUCCGUAUCUUCUAAAUCGAGCGAGUCAUCUGAAAGUCAAGAACUUUGAAUAUUUAGGACGAAUUACGAAUAUUCGCUCAGUUAUCAAGGAGACCGUUAUCCAAUCUAAGCAGAUGGGUAAGCGAGAGAACAAAUACGUCAAUUUUGAGGGCCGGGUACCGUUUGAUUUGCUGUUUGUUUUGCUCCGUGAUUACAAACUACGAUCCUACACUCUGAAUGCGGUGAGUUACCACUUCCUGCAGGAACAGAAAGAGGAUGUGCAUCAUAGCAUCAUUACGGAUCUUCAAAAUGAGAACGAACAAACACGGCGACGAUUGGCCAUGUAUUGUCUAAAGGAUGCCUAUCUUCCUCUUCGGUUGCUAAAUAAACUGAUGUGUGUCGUGAACUACAUGGAAAUGGCUCGUGUUACCGGCGUUCCACUGAGUUGCCUUCUGACGCGUGGUCAACAGAUCAAGGUCAUGAGUCAGCUUCUUCGCAAAUCAAAGAUUUCUGGAUACCUAAUUCCGUCUUAUCAUGGUUCAGGUUCAGAGGAGCAGUACGAAGGCGCCACGGUUAUCGAACCGAAGCGAGGCUAUUAUGCAGAUCCGAUCACAACGCUGGAUUUCGCAUCCCUGUAUCCCAGUAUUAUGAUGGCGCACAAUCUUUGCUACACGACGCUACUUCAACCGAGCAAUAAGGAAAAGCUCAAUCUCACCGACGAUCAGAUCACGCGAACUCCAGCCAACAAUCACUUCGUCAAAUCCUCCGUACGCAAAGGAAUUCUUCCGGAAAUUCUUGAAUCUCUUCUGACUGCUCGUAAACGUGCCAAGGCCGAUCUAAAAGUUGAAACUGACCCCUUCAAACGAUCUGUCCUGGACGGCCGUCAGCUGGCUUUGAAAAUCUCUGCAAACUCUGUGUAUGGAUUCACAGGCGCUCAAGUCGGCAAGCUUCCUUGUCUGGAAAUCUCUGGUUCCGUUACAGCAUACGGUCGAACCAUGAUUGAGCAAACCAAACAGGAGGUUGAACAACGCUAUACGGUAGAAAAUGGCUACGAUAAUGACGCGGUUGUUAUCUACGGUGAUACCGAUUCCGUCAUGGUCAACUUUGGCGUAAAAACCCUUGAACGAAGCAUGGAACUUGGUCGUGAAGCCGCCGAGUUCGUCAGCAACAAGUUCGUAAAGCCCAUCAAGCUUGAAUUCGAAAAAGUAUACUAUCCAUAUCUCCUGAUCAACAAAAAACGCUACGCCGGGCUAUAUUUCACUCGCCCGGAUAAGUACGACAAAAUGGACUGUAAGGGAAUAGAAACGGUUCGUCGCGAUAACUCUCCUCUUGUUGCCAACCUGAUGAAUUCUUGUCUCCAAAAACUUCUGAUCGAUCGCAACCCGGAAGGUGCGGUCGAGUUCGCCAAACAAACGAUUGCCGACCUUCUCUGCAACCGCAUCGACAUCUCCCAGCUUGUCAUCACGAAGGAACUGGCCAAAAGCGACUACGCCGCCAAGCAAGCCCACGUUGAACUAGCAAGCAAAAUGAAGAAACGUGACCCAGGAAGUGCUCCCAAGUUAGGCGACCGUGUCCCAUAUGUCAUCAUCAAUGCGGCCAAAAACACUCCAGCCUACCAAAAAGCCGAAGAUCCUAUCUACGUCCUAGAAAACUGCGUCCCCAUCGAUUCCAAGUACUACCUGGAGAAUCAACUUUCGAAACCUCUUCUGCGAAUCUUCGAGCCCAUCCUGGGCGAAAAGGCGGAAUCGAUUCUGCUGCGGGGUGACCACACCCGUACUCGAUCGGUCGUAACGUCCAAGGUGGGAGCACUGGCCGCAUUCACGAAGAAACGAGACGCCUGCCUGGGCUGCAAAGCGCUGCUCCCGUCGGGUUACGAAGGGCAGGCACUGUGUCAGCAUUGCAAACCCCGCGAGGCGGUGCUCUACCAGAACGAGCUGACGGCUCAGUGUUCGCUGGAGGACCGGUUCUGCCGGCUGUGGACCCAGUGCCAGCGCUGUCAGGGAUCGCUGCACGAGGAGGUCAUCUGCACCAGCAGGGAUUGUCCGAUUUUCUACAUGCGGACCAAGAUCAAGAUGGAGCUGGACACGCAGCAGAAGCGAGUCGCGCGGUUUGGGGUGCCCUCCUGGUAGGGUAAGUAUUACUAUUUUUUUUUGCUGAAUAAAUCGAUUUUUCUUUCUUAUCU
Messenger RNA from Armigeres subalbatus, 3482 nucleotides. It is a transcript of the gene PolD1, whose product is annotated as DNA polymerase delta catalytic subunit. The record is from RefSeq and is a predicted model, not a curated record. Bases 145 to 3429 code for a protein of 1094 amino acids. Gene Ontology annotation, biological process: base-excision repair, gap-filling; DNA-templated DNA replication; nucleotide-excision repair, DNA gap filling. Gene Ontology annotation, molecular function: 3'-5'-DNA exonuclease activity; DNA-directed DNA polymerase activity; DNA binding. The transcript is spliced from 3 exons. NCBI's taxonomy places the organism in Eukaryota, Metazoa, Arthropoda, Insecta, Diptera, Culicidae. Gene Ontology annotation, cellular component: delta DNA polymerase complex.